AAAUUCCGUCCGUUGGGGAAAAGCCCCAAAACUUCCCUCGUUCCUGGUUCUUGCCAUAUUAGGGUUUUAGCAACUUCGUUUUGCCAUAACUAUCGAGCUCAAACUUCUGCAAUUUUCACAAUUUAGUUGUAGUUACAUACUUAAAGUCCAGUUCUUACAGAUUUUACUUCGUCGCUGACUGAUCCUUCUAUUUAUAGCAUGAAGUUGCAAACCCUCAAUUCACCAUUGCUUGAAAAUUUAGAACCAAUGUUAAACGAAUCAAUCUACCACUUUCUAGUUGAGUUUCAGAAAGGUAGAACCGAUUUUUCAGAACUCGGUUCCAUUUUCUUCCGUUUGACCCAGACGAUGACAGACCCACCGCUUGAAUUCAUCUGGUUUUACUCUGCACUCACAUUUCAAACCGCUAAAUCAUCCAAUUUAAGAGAUCCACAUAAUUUUUUGCUGUCUCUUAAGGACUUGUUUCACUCCCUUGUUUCCUUUCCUACUCCCUCUGAUAGCUGUUACUUGACGCAAGUGUCUCUUCUCGCCCCAGUUCUAUACCAAUUAGUUAACUUAAAAUUUCUGAUUUCUAGCUUUAAGGCCGAGAUCGAGGGUUUAGUGGAUGCAGUAGUUAGUCACAUAAUUUUGUGUUGCAAUAAUGAUUUGGUAGAACAAGAGGUUAGGGUUUAUAAAUCAAGUGUGAGUUGGGUUAGUCUAGUGCCAAUCUGGAUCGCUGAUCAGGUUAAUGAGAAUCAAGGUCGCGUAGAUGGUUUGCAGUUGUUUUUCCCUCUUUCAACUGAAGAUAUUCGUCAGGGAAUUAAUGAGGAUAGUGGAAUGGCUUACCUUGCUGGGGUUGUUAUGAUCGAGUCCUUUCUGUUGAGGUUGUGUCUAAUGUUUGGUUCAGAAGAUUCCCGGAAGGAAUUGCACAAGGAUGUCAAAAGUUACGCUGCUCAGAUUAUCAAGGGGUUCAAGAAGAAUCCAACCUUUUUAGUUAUGCUUUUCAAACUGCUAUUGGAACCAAGUUUGCCUGUAGCCGAGCUAUUGUCUUCAACAGAUGAACUCCUCCUCAAGAAACUGCUUUUUGAUGUUGCAUUGGAUUUAGGGUCUUUUCUCAAUUAUGAUACUUCCUCAUGGCUCUCAGAUGUUCAGUACAAAGACAUAGCCAUCCUUUGGUUGUUUCUCACAAACUCUGCAUUGCAGUUUAUAAGUGAAAAUGGUGACCAUGCUGGAGUCGGUUGUUAUAUGAAUGGCUUUUCAGCAUCUCAGCUCCCACGACAGAUAAUUUCAUGGGUCACUAGUGGGACAAAUAUGAAACCAACCACACCUGAUAUUUCCUCCCCCAAGGACCUUAUUGGUUGGCUGCUGGUAUUGGAAAAGCAAGGGCUUAAAAUAUGCGAUUACAGCAUCUCGGGGUUACAUGAGAAAACUUUAAAGGACAAAAAGUCAAUGGGAAUCAACAAUGGAGUCAAAGAUGGAGAUAGUAUGAUUGAGGAUGCACCCAUACAGAUCAAUGGGAGAAGAAAACGUGAUACCAUGGGGUUCGAGUGUGAGGUACAAAAGCAGAUUAAGGUCAUAAAGUGUUGUCAUGAGAAUCAGGGCGAUGGCGGAUUCCGUGGUAAAAAUGAAGUCGGAAACGCGGUUUCCGAUCAGGAGAUGGUGGAUAUGGUCAGAAUGGCUGUUCUUGUGACUACACCAAAGAAGUUAAGAGCAAUGAUGUUAUUAUUCAACCAUGCUUGGAUAACAUUAAUGAAGCAAAAAAAAUUGCGAAAGAAUAAAAACAAGAACACGGGGAAAAUCUUCAAAUACAUGUGGUAUUAUGUUAAAUUCCUUUCAUUUGAGAUUGACGAAAGACUACUGACACAUGAUUGUCCGAUAAUAAGAACACAUGAACAUAAUGACCUAAAGAAGAAAUGA
Molecule: messenger RNA, 1893 nt
Organism: Lactuca virosa
Lineage: Eukaryota; Viridiplantae; Streptophyta; Magnoliopsida; Asterales; Asteraceae
Source: the annotation of a GenBank genome assembly